This is a messenger RNA of Lachancea fermentati, 525 nucleotides long. The record is from the annotation of a GenBank genome assembly. NCBI's taxonomy places the organism in Eukaryota, Fungi, Ascomycota, Saccharomycetes, Saccharomycetales, Saccharomycetaceae.
AUGUCAAAUUUACUUGAUAUUACAAAUAUACUCAGUGAAAAUAGCACUCAGACUUUUGAACAGUGGUCGGAACAAAUUCCAGACUCAGCAUUUAGUCACUUCACCCACCCCGAUAAUCUCGACCACUUUACUAUUUGUGUGAGCAGCAUCAAUGCUACUAACAAUACAGUUUUGGACUCUAUAUUGUUGUCAACAUUGGAGAACGCUACUGCUUGGUUAGAAGCAGCAGAAGCGCAUAUGCUAGCAUUAGAUGAAAUUGACGAGGAAACAAAUGAAGGUGCCGACACAUAUAGGGACGCAGAUAACUCAUCCAGUUUUGAAGCUUCUCCGACUUUUGCGUACAGUACGCUUCUCCGCUCACCCUUGGUUACAACCACCUUAGAACCUCUUAGGCUUGACAAACGAUUACGCAGUCCCUGUGGAUGGUGGUGCGGAAGCGUUAGACAUUGUCGAGGAAGUACCUUAUCUGGCUGCCGCAAUUGUAAUGCUUAUGGUAAUCAUAGUCACAGGAAAAGAUGCGCUUAG